Stomoxys calcitrans (stable fly) is the source of this 1449-nucleotide messenger RNA. It is a transcript of the gene HtrA2, whose product is annotated as serine protease HTRA2, mitochondrial. Bases 70 to 1323 code for a protein of 417 amino acids. Gene Ontology annotation, biological process: positive regulation of apoptotic process; proteolysis; programmed cell death. Gene Ontology annotation, molecular function: serine-type endopeptidase activity; protein binding. Lineage: Eukaryota; Metazoa; Arthropoda; Insecta; Diptera; Muscidae. The record is from RefSeq and is a predicted model, not a curated record. The transcript has 2 exons.
UGUUUUGCUUGCCACUUCAUAACAAAUAAUUUUUUUAGUUCAUUUAAAAGUAUUAGAACUUGAAUAUAAAUGGCACUGAGAUUUUUAAGUCGGUUUCCCCUUACGACGACAAGAAUACAAAAUAAAUAUAUUCCUAGUGUAGUAGCAGCACAAAAAUAUGCAUUUGCCACCCAGAACUCCGACAAAUUCAAUGGCUAUGGUCGAAGAGAGAAAUCAAGUUGGCCGUCCUUUAUGUCAGCAGGUUGUUGCGUAGCCGUGGCUGCGGCAUGGGGAGCCUACACAUAUCUAAGGUGUGAUUCAAGUAUUUGGCCCACCGUGGAGGCCAAAACAUUACCUAACUUGAGUGGCAGGCGUAAGCAAUACAACUUCAUAGCAGAUGUUGUCGACGUAUGUGCCGAGUCCGUCGUUUACAUUGAGAUAAAAGAUAACCGGCACUUUGAUUACUAUACCGGCAAACCACUGACGGCUUCUAAUGGUUCAGGUUUCAUCAUUGAAUCGGAUGGCACUAUCCUAACAAAUGCCCAUGUGGUCAUAAACAAACCUCAUACCAUGGUGCAGGUGCGUUUGCACGAUGGUCGUGUCUUUCCUGCCAUGGUAGAGGAUGUGGAUCAAACUUCUGAUUUGGCCAUUAUACGCAUAAAUUGUAAAAAUCUGCCCGUCAUGAAACUGGGAGAAAGUUCCAGUUUACGUUCCGGUGAAUGGGUAGUGGCAUUGGGCAGUCCUUUAGCCUUAAGCAACACAGUUACAGCUGGUGUCAUCAGUUCUACACAGAGACCUUCGCAGGAAUUGGGUUUGGGAAAUCGUGAUAUAAACUAUUUGCAAACAGAUGCUGCCAUUACAUUUGGUAAUAGCGGUGGGCCACUUGUCAAUUUGGAUGGCGAAGCCAUUGGUGUAAAUUCAAUGAAAGUGACGGCUGGCAUAAGUUUUGCCAUACCCAUCGAUUAUGUGAAAUUGUUCUUGGCAAAGGUGGCCGAUCGAAGAAAACGUAGUCCGGGUAGUAAACAGCAAUAUCCUGCCAAACGUUACAUGGGCAUAACCAUGUUGACCUUGACCCAUGACAUUCUCAAUGAAUUAAAAUCGAGAGCACAAAAUGUACCACCCAAUCUAACGCAUGGUGUUCUUGUGUGGAAAGUUAUUUUGGGUUCACCGGCUCAUGUUGGUGGCUUAAGUCCUGGUGACAUUGUCACCCAUAUUAAUGGCAAAGAAAUCAAAACUUCUUCAGAUGUAUAUGAGGUUCUGGCAGCUAACUCAAAAACUUUAGACCUUACCAUCUUUCGAGGACUUAAAAGAAUGACCGUGUCCAUAAGCCCUGAGGAUCCAUAAAUUAAAAUCAGCGCCCACAUCAUGACCUUAUUCAAUUUUGUAUUUUUUUAUGUAUUAGUAGCGACCUUAAAAGUUUCCUGAUAGAGCUAUACAAAAGAACUUGACUUAAUAAAUCAAUAUUUAUAU